GCAUGGCGCACUGGUGCGGGAAAUGAAUUUUAAGUUCUCUUUCCUCAUAUAAAAAGGAUCUCUUCUUCAGUUCAUCAGAUAUUCAGAGCCAAUCCUCUUUCUUCAUUCUUAGUUUCAUAUACACAACAUUUACCUCUCUCUCGAUCUCUGCAUGAUAUUCAUAUAAAUACAUUAGAGCGAACUCGAGCUCGAUCUCCAAUGGCGUCGGCGGCAUGGCCAAAGCUCUGUUUUAUCUCAUUUCUAGCUCUGGCUUUGCUGUCUCUCAAUAUCGUUUCUGCAUUGAGCAACAGAAUGAUAACAAACGAACCUCAACACGUGGGAGGUGGUGUAGAAGAUCCAGAGGCAAUUGCAUUGAUGGUUCACACGAGCAUUCUUAAUGCAACAGAGAGGAGAAAGUUGGGUUUUUUCUCAUGCGGAACAGGAAAUCCCAUAGAUGACUGCUGGCGUUGUGACCCCAACUGGCAACAAAACCGUAAACGCUUAGCGGAUUGCCCUAUAGGCUUCGGACGUAAUGCUAUUGGUGGUCGAGACGGAAAGCAAUACGUUAUCACCGACCCCAGCGAUGAUGACGUGGUAAACCCAAAGCCAGGGACCUUAAGGUAUGCGGUCAUCCAAGUUGAGCCUUUAUGGAUAGUGUUCCAAAGAGACAUGGUCAUCACCCUCAAGGAAGAGCUGAUCAUGAACAGUUUUAAGACGAUAGACGCCCGUGGGGUCAACGUUCACAUAGCUAAUGGUGCUUGCAUUACAAUUCAAUUUGUGACCAACAUUAUCAUCCAUGGCCUUCACAUUCAUGACUGCAAGCCCACCGGGAAUGCCAUGGUCCGGAGCUCACCUACUCAUUAUGGUUGGAGGACGAUGGCUGAUGGUGACGGGAUUUCUAUUUUUGAUGCUAGCCAUAUCUGGAUUGACCAUAACUCCAUGUCUAACUGUGCUGAUGGGCUCAUUGAUGCUAUUAUGGGAUCAACAGCCAUCACCAUCUCAAACAAUUACUUCACCCACCACAAUGAGGUCAUGUUAUUGGGCCACAGUGACUCUUACUCUAGAGACAAGAUUAUGCAGGUCACAGUUGCGUACAACCAUUUUGGAGAGGGGCUGAUUCAAAGAAUGCCAAGGUGUAGGUUUGGUUACUUUCACGUGGUGAACAAUGACUACACACAUUGGGAGAUGUAUGCCAUAGGAGGGAGUUCAUCUCCCACAAUCAACAGCCAAGGCAACAGAUUCCUAGCCCCAACCGACUCUUUUGCAAAAGAGGUGACAAAGAGAGUGAGGACACCCAAUAGCACAUGGAAGGAAUGGAAUUGGAGGUCAGAAGGAGACCUUAUGCUGAAUGGAGCUUAUUUCAUUCCAUCUGGAAGCGCGGGCAUGAGUAGCUACGCCAAGGCCUCCAGCUUGGCAGCCAAACCUUCUACCCUAGUCGGCACUCUUACAUCUGAUGCUGGUGUCCUAUCUUGCCGUGCUGGCAGCCAAUGUUAAAGUUAUAUUCAAUAUACACACCACCACCAUCAUCAUCACUAUCAUAUAGCCAAAUCAUCUUAGGACUAGAAUUAACCGGAUCAUAUUUGAUUCUUUAUAGUAAGUAAAAUUUAGGGGUUAUUUUUCCAAAAUCUCUUCAACUAGAAACUUGAGAGGGACACCUGUGGCAGAUUACCCUGAGGUACAUACCAUACACAUCCUGAUAUUUUCUUCUUGGUUGAUGGGGAAAGGAUCUAUCUCCUUCCAGCCUUCCUCACUCUGUCUGCAUUUGAGUCAAAGUUCAAUGGAUGGAGAGUAUUAAAAAGAAGCAUGGAAAGGAAACAUUAAGAGUUCAAUUUUCUAUACAUGUUUAUUUUUCUUGAAAAUGAACUUUUUAUAUACUACAAUUUAAUUCAUUAUUGUGUAAAAUUUACUUCAUAAGCAUGUUUUUCUGUUUCUUUCUGUAAAUGUAAACUUAUAUAAGGUACUCCGGUCCCUCUGUUCCCAAAACGUUAUUAUAGAUUUCCAGCCUGUUCUGAAGUUAUUUUCUAUUUAAC
Molecule: messenger RNA, 2009 nt
Organism: Cuscuta epithymum
Lineage: Eukaryota; Viridiplantae; Streptophyta; Magnoliopsida; Solanales; Convolvulaceae
Source: the annotation of a GenBank genome assembly